Molecule: messenger RNA, 3272 nt
Organism: Perca flavescens (yellow perch)
Lineage: Eukaryota; Metazoa; Chordata; Actinopteri; Perciformes; Percidae
Gene: slc35g1
Product: solute carrier family 35 member G1
Exons: 5
Coding region: 203-1438 (411 amino acids)
Biological process (GO): regulation of cytosolic calcium ion concentration; calcium ion export across plasma membrane
Cellular component (GO): plasma membrane; endoplasmic reticulum membrane
Source: RefSeq, a predicted model, not a curated record
CUGCUAUGGGCGUAAACGUUAGGUAAUCUCAUAGUUGUCCAGCAGAGUUGUUGGUUUGGGUUAGGUUCAGUUCUGCCCCCCUGUGGGUAAAGUAACCUUAGUAUCCUGCCACCAAGGUUAGUCAUUAACUCACUCAGGGCACCGAAGAAAGCGGACAGCAUUCUGUCCGAGGCAUGCUGCCGCCCAGCCGUCACAUCUUACCAUGGGCGACUGUAACCACAGUACACACGAGCGGGCUUUGUCCAUAGAGGACGGCGUUAGUGUAGUGUUUCACAAAGUUGACAGCCAUGAUGACACAAACAGCGGCGACGAGAGUGGCGAUGAUGAACGAACAGCAGCGACGAUUCACUUGCAAAGUAACUGCCAUGAUGUGUCCUGUGAUUACGAUGGUGAUGCUGAGGGAGCGAGAGGAAGCGACAAUUCUCUGGAAGGCAGCGAGAAGAAAACACUAUGCCCGCCGGCGUUUUGCGUCAGAAGCAGGCUGGCAUCCCGAGACGGAAGCGCACUUGAAGACUCAGAGAAACCAAACAGCUGUCCAGGUCUUGGUUUGUUCUAUGCUUUCCUGUCCACAGUUUUCUUCUCCACCAUUGCACUCUUGGUGAAAACCAUCGAGGGGGUCCACGCCAUUGAGAUCAGCGCCAUACGCUGCUUCUUCCAGAUGCUCUUUACUAUGCCCUUACUCAUCUACCACAAGACAGGUUUCCUUGGUCCCAGAGACAAACGCAUAUAUUUGGUGCUUCGGGGUUUCAUUGGCUCCAAUGCCAUGAUCCUGCUCUUCUAUGCUGUUCAGCAGAUGCCGCUAGCCGACGCCACAGUCAUCAUGUUCAGUAAUCCAGUCUUUACCUCCCUGCUGGCCUGGAUCUUCCUGAAGGAGAGAUGUACAAUCUGGGACUGUAUCUUCACUGUUUUUACCAUCACUGGAGUCCUCCUCAUCGCCCGACCGCCAUUUCUCUUCGGCGACCAUCGGCGUGGCAUUGAGGGCAACUAUGCUAACCACAUUAAGGGGACUAUUGCUGCCUUUGCAGGAGCUAUUGGGGCUGCUUUUACUUUUGUUGUCCUUCGUAAGAUGGGGAAGAGCGUCCAUUACUACCUCUCUGUCUGGUACUACGCUGUCAUCGGUUUCAUUGAGUGCAUCAUCACAGUAUCCGUCCUGGGGGAGUGGAAAAUCCCAUACUGUGGCCGUGAUCGCUGGCUGCUGAUGCUGAUUGCUGUCCUGGGUAUCGCAGGCCAGAGCUUCCUUACAAAGGCUCUCCAGAUUGAGAAGGCUGGACCUGUGGCUCUGAUGAGGACUAUCGAUGUGGUGCUGGCGUUCAUCUUCCAAUUCAUUUUCCUCAACCGUGCACCGACCAUGUGGAGCCUCGGAGGGGCGCUGUGCGUCGUGGCGAGCACUAGUGGAGUAGCACUCCAGAAGUGGUACAGCAGCUCUCGCAAGAGCUGAGAUGGAGAAGCAACAUAGAAUACUUUGGUAUUACUAUCUUUUUUUCCCCCUAAUGUUCUUGAUUCUGUAGUUUACUUGUUACUCUUGCGUAAACCUGUGAGAAGGUUUAACCUCAUUAGAGAGUUAAAAAUGUGUACAACAUAAAUGGGACUGAAAGUUUAAUUUCAUCAUAAUAAAUAAGUUUUAUGAAGGAUAUCCUCAGUCCCAUUUUACGUUUGCUUUAACCUGAAUACAAUAGCCAGAGAGGUUUAUUGCAUUGGGACCAUCCAUACUGUGUUACAUAACUUGGCAAUAAUAUUAUACUGAAAAAUAGUAUACUCCAUAUUUCAUUUUUAUUGUGGUAUGCACUAGGCACUAUCAAAUGAGUAUCUGCAAAAAAUGCUCAAUAUAUUUGUGGUGCUGACAAUGCAGCUAGGAUCACUCUGUCAAUAAAAACAAGGAAAUGUAAUGCAAACCAAAUAAGCUGUAUUAGCACUUAGAUACAUGUUUAUUAGAAAAACUUCACAGAUAUUUGAGUCAACAAAAAAAAUAAAAAAGAUGAAAAUAAAAUCCCAAAUUUGGUUACAAUUUUAAACUCGAAACAGCUGUACAAUUUACUCAGGGAUCUCUUGCCGAGCUGCUUAUGAUGCCCAAAUGUGAAUUACACCUGAAUCCAAUCCAUGAAGAAUUUAUUCCUUCGUGAUUUUUGAUUUUAUUUUGCUUCUGUCAUCCCUAUCCCAUCUAAUAUAGUUUAUAAGAUUAUAAAAUAAUAUCCAAUAUUAUCCAAUCCAUAGUGACUCAUUUCUUAACAAAAUCUUUGAAGUGCCUUAAGUAGGGACUUUUAACCUCCAGCUUCCCUUAGUGGAGCUGCUCAGUAACCUGCAAUCACACCUGGCCAGCUCCCAGGUGUGAUGUGAAUAUGAAGUAGGGUGCUUCUGGAAAAAAAGUCAACCCAUUAACUAAUGUUUUUUUUUUUUUUUCAAAGAUAAGGCCUAACAGCAUUGUUUUAUUUAACUGAAGGCUGCACACAUUUCUUCAUCUCAGGAGGAGUCAGCUCUUAUCAUAUUGGCUAGCAUUUCCUGUCAUCUUAAAGCAUUAAAUUAGUGCUCUCAACAGUCUCAAAAUAUAUUUUUAUUCCACGAUGCUCAAAGAGCGGUGUUGUUUGCACUUUGUCUUUGCUAUAGAGUAGAAAAAGUGACAGUAACCGGCUGCCACUGUAAUUCAACAAAUAAAGUGAGCAUCCAAACAGCUGCACACACGGGUUGCUAGAUGAUAACUUCCUCUUCCUAGAGAGGAAAGAUGAGAGAUGAAACUAAAUCAAAACAGUGCAGGUUGUUCAAUUUAAACAUACCCUGCAUCCCUCAGUUGAAUAGUCGCAACAGUCCCACUUUGUCACUAAACUAAAAAGCUGAUGCUGAGCCAUCUUUGUUUUUGUGAUUGCCUCGGUGAAUCUGUGAUUCUUGUGCCAGGUAGAGGAUGUCUGUAGUCACCUCAUGAUCAUCCAUAAGUAGGUUAGAUGUACCGUACCUGGCUGAGAAAUAAGACAACUAAGCUCUUGAGCUCAUAAUAUAAUUAUUAUAAUUAAUUAUAAUAAUUAUUAGAGCAAAAAGAUAUUGUGCUAAAAAGCAAUAUUGGGUCUUGUCUUUCCACUAAAAGGUUGUGGUACACAAGACCACUGUGCCCAGCUGCAUAGUCUAAUGUGACUCUUCCUAUGACAGUAAUGUAUGUUUGUUUCGUUAAUUCUCUACUUUAAGAAGUCACACACAGAUUCCAAGAGGAAUGUUUCAUUUAAAGGUGCCGUAGGUAGGAUUGUGAAGAUCCAGGACUUAGCCAAAGAAUUUGAACAUCGACAACU